Hibiscus syriacus is the source of this 2918-nucleotide messenger RNA. Its product is annotated as mitochondrial import receptor subunit TOM40-1-like. The transcript is spliced from 7 exons. Gene Ontology annotation, molecular function: transmembrane protein transporter activity. Gene Ontology annotation, biological process: protein import into mitochondrial matrix. The coding region runs from base 472 to 795 and encodes 107 amino acids. The record is from RefSeq and is a predicted model, not a curated record. Gene Ontology annotation, cellular component: mitochondrial outer membrane; mitochondrial outer membrane translocase complex. NCBI's taxonomy places the organism in Eukaryota, Viridiplantae, Streptophyta, Magnoliopsida, Malvales, Malvaceae.
UGUUUUUUUUUUUGUUUUUAUAUUUAUUGAUUGAUAGCUAUUUUUUGUGAUUAGAAUGAGAGCUUUCUUUCUUGCUUUCUUCUUUUCAAAAUCUUUGGCAUUUUUAGGUGAAUUGGUUAAUUUAUUUGAGUGGUGUGGAGAUGUUACAGAUUUAGUUCCUGAUUUGAUUAAGGCUCUUCAUAGAGCCUAAGUUUGCUCUGAUUAGCUUGAUUUACUGAAGUAGAGAGGAAUGUAUCUCUGUGAGUACGAAGAGGGAAGGUUUUGAUUUUCGAUUUAGUAUUUUAAUAUACUAAUGUAGUAGUGUCUUCGACCAGUGUAUUGAAAGCGAUGGAAAAAGUUAUCGAUCAUUGCAUUUAAUACACCAUUUUAGCAUUAUGACUGUAAGUGUUGCACGAACCAAGCGACCCCAGUCGUAAAAAAAAUCCUACUGCUCACUAUGAAUUCGGUGCCAAUUUUAUUGACCCAAAUUUGAUGCUUAUUGGGAGGGUGUUGACUGAUGGUAGAUUCAAUGCAAGAGUGAAAUGGGAUUUGACUGACAAUCUUACUGUGAAGGCUAAUGCUCAGCUCACAAAUGAGCUCCAUAUGUCACAUGGCAUGUUCAACUUUGAUUACAAGGGUAGAGACUUCAGGUCUCAGUUUCAAUUAGGAAAUGGUGCCUUAUUUGGAGCUAGUUAUUCCAGUGUCGCACCACAUUUAUCCUUGGGUGGUGAAGUAUUUUGGGCUGGUCAGCACCGAAAGUCGGGCUUAGGUUAUGCUGCCCGAUAUGAAACAGAAGAUGGUUUGCUUCAGCUUUAAGUUUUCUGUUUGUUUGUUCAUGGGAGAGUAGAAAUCAAAGCGAUCAUUGGAUAUGGGUUUAAUUUUCUCUUCGGGGUCUAGGCCGAGUCAGGAACCUGUUGAAAAUGAGGUAAUUAUAGGGUCAGGACGAGAUCGGAUAGGAUCAUCUGUGGGAAGUGUUUAUCAAUGGCCUCAGAAUUCCAGGAAUUCUGGCGUAGACAACACUCGUACCGAACCACCACAGUCGUCGGCCAAGCCGACUCUAUGGCUUCCGAGUCCACCUUCAUCGAUGAAAACAUCUUCAUCGUUCACAACCCGAGAACCACCUUCACCACCUAAAUAUCGGAUGCCGUCUAAACCAUCCAUACCGACUCUGAAACAAUUGUCUUCAUCUACUAAGCCGAAUCCAACCCCUAAGCCAACUCUAUCCUCUCUGCCUUCUAGUUCGACCACACGACAAGGGGAAGGAAUGUACAAGCUGGGCGAUCCGAAGGAUAAAUUACCUAUUUACAUGAUUCCAGCCGUACCGACCCCAAAACUGUCGUCUUCAUCUACUAAGCUGAAUCCAUCCCUUAAGCCAACACUAUCCUCUCUGCCUUCUAGUUCGACCACACAACAAGGGAAAGGAAUGUACAAGUUGGUCGAUCCGAAGGAUAAAUUACCUAUUUACAUGAUUCCAGAGGACAUCAAGGACUUGAUUAAGAGAGACAUUGUGCCCGACGUUCUGAAAAAACCAUCGUCUCCCUCAACGUACAAAGAUUACUUUGCAGCUCUUCUGUACGCCGAAGAUUACUAAAUGGAAUCUGAUUCUAUCCAUUUGUAUAAUUUGAUGAUUUCUGGUUGGAGAAUGUAACUUUGCAGUUGCAACCAGCAUCAAUCGAUCAAAAGUCUGGACGAAAUAAGCAUUCAGAGAUGGAUGAUAAAACUUUUUGUGGUAUUUAAGCUGGAUUCUCUUUCUAAGACACAGCGGCCGUAUAUUCUGUCGAGGGACUUCGUCUUUGCAAAACGGCUAGGCAAAGAAAUCGAGCCAUUUCAGGGAGUUAUAUAUAGGGUGCAAAAGAGUGAGACCGUCCUAGUCGAAUUCGGAGAUGAGUUCCAUUCUCAGCAUGCUUCAUCCUGCAGAUAUAAUAUCCGGUUCUCAUUCAAUAGAGUCUGCUUGAAAAGGGCUCACCAAGCAGUUGCAGCUGUGUCCCCGUCUUUGAUCGGGAAGUUCCUUUUCCCCAACUCUAUCUCCCAACAUCCUAUGCGUAUCUCAGAAUGUUUUAAUUUUUACAACCAAGAUCUUGAUCAGGAUGAAAAGUUCGCUGUUCAUCGUAUUUUGAAUGUUCGAGGCCCUCCUCCGUUCUUAGUAAAGGGCACUCUCUGUGCAACGAACAAUGGUUAUUCUGAAUCCUUUUCAAAGCGACUUUCAAGAACUGGACUGGUUGUUAUAGAAGCGGUACUGCAAAUUUAUCUACGCCAUCCACAGUCAAAGAUCCUUGUCUUUGCACCUACAAAUAUCACAUGCGAUGUGCUAACGAGAUGCUUGAAAAUGGAAAUUCCACAGUCCGAUAUAUUCAGAGCCAAUGCUACAUUCAGAGAGUUCGAGGAGGUCCCUAUUGAUAUCCUCUCAUCCUGCCUAUACAAAACAGAAGCUGAAUGUUUCAGUUGUCCUUCGCUCCGAGAGCUAAAGGAAUUCCGAGUAAUAUUUUCAACUUUUACGAGCAGCUAUCGCCUGUACACUGAAGGCAUACCUGCCGGACAUUUUAGCCAUAUCUUCAUGGUGGAUGCUUCUUCAGCCACUGAACCUGAGACGAUGGUGGCAUUGGCAAACUUGGCUGAUGAGAGUACAACCCUGAUAGUUACUGGUGCACCCGGAAAUCGUUCAAGCACUGUCCGUGCAGAUAUUGCAAGGGAGAAGGGACUGAAAAUAUCUUACUUCAAAAGGCUUUCGGAGCAUAGUUCGUACAAGAAUAGCAAUUCGAUGUUCAUUGCACAGCUCAAGGAAAAAGCCUAGGUGCCGGGGGAGAAAUGCAGGGGAACAAAUGAACAAGGCCAAAAAAAUCACUUCAAAGACUACAAGAAGCUGAAAACUAAAAUAUAGUUGUGAAUUUGUGUGAUAUUUCUUUCUUGGAACACUUCUGUCUACUUCCCAUAUUAUAUAA